GCCAAAGUCGAAGUCAGUAUCGGAGACAACUUGGAAGUCAUCGUCCAAGUCAACGUCAUAGGUACAAGACAAAGGAAGAGGAACCCCCGUCCCACGUAGGCCCUUUGCUGAGAGGAAGAUAGUCUCUGGUUUUCACCGUUCAGCAAAUCUUAACUAGCAGCAAUGGAGGACGCCCAACUGUACGUCUCGGCCAACGCCCUUCAACGACGCGAUGCCCUUGUGGUGCUGACGGAAUUCCUGCCGCAGAUGGCGUGGCAGGAGGAGGGCGAGAACAUCCUGGACAUUGGUUGUGGUUCUGGUGACGUCACGAGGAACCUGCUGAUGCCCUUGCUGCCCCGCGUCGAGCAGGUAACAGGCGUGGACAUCUCGCAGGAAAUGGUGAGCUUCGCAUCCAAGACCUUCCAGCAUAACACCCUCGCCUUCCGUCAGCUCGACAUCGAGAGGACCAUACAGCCGCGCCAGACCUUCCCCGACGGCUUCUCCAAGGUAUUCUCGUUCUAUUGCCUGCACUGGGUCAAGGACCAGCCCCGCUGCCUCAACAACAUCUACCAGCUUCUCCAGCCCGGAGGCGAGGCCCUGCUGGUGUUCUUGGCCCACAACCCGCUCUUCUCCAUGUACCAGAGCAUGAGCGAGAAGACCGAGUGGAAUGAAUACAUGCAGGACGUGAGUAACUUCAUCCCGGCCUACCAGUACAAGAGCGACCCCGCGCAGUGCAUGGCUGAUGUCGCUGAGGAAGCAGGUUUCGAGAUCAUUUCCUGCGAAGCUCCUCAGUUCGAGUUUGUUUUCGAGAACAUUAAUUACCUGAAGAACGCCAUCAAGGCCGUGAACCCUUUCCUGAAGCGGAUCCCGACGGAGAGCCAGGACGCCUUCCUCAUGGACUGCCUCAAGGAACUGUCCAAGCUCAAGACGCAGCAGGAAGACGGCAAGACGGUGGCUAGAUACAACCUUAUGAUCGCUCACCUUCUUCGUCCGGAGUGAGAGGACGGACUGAGGAGAGAGGGGGGGGGAAUGUGUGCGUUUGUGAGAGAGUGAAAGGGGAAAGAGAGAGAGAGAGAGAGAGAAG
Messenger RNA from Penaeus chinensis, 1063 nucleotides. It is a transcript of the gene jhamt, whose product is annotated as juvenile hormone acid O-methyltransferase-like. Bases 163 to 978 code for a protein of 271 amino acids. The record is from RefSeq and is a predicted model, not a curated record. NCBI's taxonomy places the organism in Eukaryota, Metazoa, Arthropoda, Malacostraca, Decapoda, Penaeidae. The transcript is spliced from 6 exons.